This is a messenger RNA of Rhizophagus irregularis DAOM 181602=DAOM 197198, 3288 nucleotides long. The record is from RefSeq and is a predicted model, not a curated record. NCBI's taxonomy places the organism in Eukaryota, Fungi, Glomeromycota, Glomeromycetes, Glomerales, Glomeraceae.
AUGAAGGUGUUAUUAGCCAAAGAAAAUCGUAAAACAAUAAGUGGUCCUAUUCUCAUAAUUUGUUUUACUAAUCACGCUCUUGAUAAAUUUUUGGAGCAUUUACUUGAUGAAAAUAUAAAAAAUAUAGUAAGAUUAGGUGCUGGAACACAAUCUGAAAAGAUUAAAGAUUUUAAUUUAGAAGUUCUUAGUGAAAAUCGUGCUCAUAAUAAGAAAAUACCUUACUCAAUGGCAGUAUUGAAUCGUGAAUUAAAAUCUAUUGAAGAUGCUGUUAAUGAUAUGACGCUUUAUAGAAGUUGGAUGACAUGGGAUGAUAUACAAGAAUAUUUGAUGAUUAAAGAAAACAGUUUUUAUGAAAAAUUUAUUUGCGUGACUAGCGAUGAUUUACCUAUUGUAAGUAAAAAUUCAUUUUUAGAAUAUGGAGAGAGCUAUGACGAAUUACAAAUUGAUUAUGAGACAACGCAAUGGAUUGAAAAUUACAAUGAACCAAAAUCAGAUCGUCCUUUAUCAUUGUUAUUAAAUGAUUAUUCAAUCUGGCAAAUGUCAAGAUCAGAAAGACAAAGACUUCACGAUUACUGGCGUACAAAGGUCCAUAAAGAGUUUGUAGAAAAAUUAUCAAAAUUACAAAAAAGAUAUGAGGAAAAACGUAAAGAAAUGAAUAAUAUUUAUGAUUCAGCAAGUCGUCAAAUACUCUUAGAAAGCGAUGUUAUUGGUGCGACAACAAAUGAGGUGGCAAGAUAUCAAGACUUAAUUAGAUCAAUUAAGCCUGAAAUAAUUAUUUGUGAGGAAGCUGGACAAAUUUUGGAAGCCCAUGUUCUUGGUGCACUAACUCCGUCAACUCAACAUUUAAUAUUAAUUGGGGAUCACAACCAACUCCGACCUCGUAUUUCAACUUUUUCUCUUGGUAUGGACUCAAAGACAGGAAGAAAUUAUCAAUUAGAUAAAUCAUUAUUUGAAAGAUUAGUUAACAGUGAUAGAACCAGUAAGGUUGAGAAAACUCAACUUUUAACUCAGAGACGUAUGAGAAAGGGGGAGAUCUCUGACCUAAUUAGAUACACACUUUAUCCCAAUUUAAUUGAUGGUGAAAAUACUGCUAAAUAUUCUAAUAUACGUGGGGCUCAACAUAACGUGUAUUUUAUCGAUCAUAGGCAUCCAGAAGAUAAGUCUGAUAGUGAUUUGGCAAUACAAUCUUAUGUGAAUACAUAUGAAGUAAAAAUGGUGGUAGAGAUGGUAAAAUACUUUGUUAGAAAUGGAUAUACUAAGCCAGAAGAUAUAACUGCUUUAGCUAAAUCAUUCGUUGUUAUCAUUGAUGAAAGAGAUGCACAGGAUAUUAUUGAAAUGGAAGAGGAACAAAAAGAAAAUGAUAAUGAUAAGAAAGGAAAAGAUAAUAUUGUUAAAAGUACAAAUGCUGCUACAACAAAAUCAUUAAAUCAUCAAGUAACUUUAAGAACAAUUGAUAAUUUUCAAGGUGAAGAAGCGAAUAUAGUUAUUGUCUCGUUAGUUCGCAAUGUUUCUAAAUCUGGUGAUUAUGAUUCUAUCGGAUUCCUCAAAAGUUCAAAUAGAAGUAAUGUUUUAUUAUCACGUGCUCGUGAAGGAAUGUAUCUCAUUGGUAAUUCUGAAUUGAUGGCAACGAAAUCUGAAGAUAUAUGGAAUCCUGUAAUUAAAAUGUUAAAAACACGAAACCCUCCACAAAUUGGUUUUGGUAUGCCAAUUGUAUGUGAUCAACAUCCUGAUUACAAGAAUAUUAUUACUGAACCUGAACAAUUUAAACAAUUUAGUCCAGAUGGAGGAUGCCAUAAAAAAUGUCAAGUUAUGCUUAAUUGUGGACAUGAAUGUACUUAUAAAUGUCAUUCUGACGAUCCUAAACAUAUUGAAAUCAAAUGUUUUCAGCCUUGUCGAAAACCACAACCAGUUUGUGGUCAUACAUGUCCAAAACCAUGCUUUGAAACUUGUGGAAGGUGUGAAUAUCCUAUUAGCAAAGUUAAAUUACCUUGUGAUCAUGAGAUACAAAAUGGUAGAUGUUGGCAAAAUCAAGAUAAAGAAAGACUCUAUUGUAUUGAAUUGGUUACAAAAAAAUUACUAAACUGCGAACACUAUAAAGAAAUUCAAUGUUCUGAGUCCGUUGAGAAUGUUAAGUGUAGGGAUAAAUGCAAAAAACUAUUGAAAUGCGGACAUGAGUGUUUAAAUGAGUGUUCUGAAUGUCAAAAAAAUUCUAUAUUGCCUGAAAAUUCUAAAAAUGAAAGCAAAGUCGAAAAUAGAAAUGAACUUGAACGAAACCAGCAUGGAGAAUGUAAGCAUAUAUGUGAAAGAUUAUUAUUUUGUGGACAUAUAUGUAAACAAUAUUGUCAUAUGCAUGAAGAAAAUGAUUGUCCACCAUGUGAGAAUAAAUGUACUGUAUCAUGUGAACAUGCAACAUGCAAUAAAAAUUGCGCUGAACCUUGUGAUGUAUGUGCAGAGAAAUGCUUAUGGAAAUGUGAGCAUCAAGGAAAAUGUGAGUUAAGCUGUGGCGCACCUUGUUAUAGACUACCUUGUAAUGAAAGAUGUGACAAGAAAUUGAAAUGUGGACACGGAUGUGCUGGAAUUUGCGGUGAAACUUGUCCUUCAGAAAAUUUUUGUGUCAACUGUGCUUCUGAGAAGGUUAAGGAUCAGGUACCAGAUGUAAUAAUGGGUACUAAGUUUAGUGAGAUAGACUGGAAUGAAGAAAGAAUGAUUGUUCUAUCUUGUGGUCAUGUUUAUACCAUGGAAACAAUGGACAUGCUUGUGAAAAUGGAAGAAUAUUAUGAAGGUUCAACUAACGGAGGAUGGACAUCAAUUAAAGCACUUCCAACCUCAUCAAAGAAUAUAAUAAAAUGUCCAGCAUGUAGAGCGCCAGUUAAAAAUAUCAGGAGGUAUGGGAGAAUAAUCAACAAAUACACUUUGGAUAUACAAAACAUAAAAUUUCUAAAAAAAUAUAGUGAUGAACAUAAUGAAAUCACUAAGCAAGUUAUUAUACACGAAGAAGAAAUGAGAAAUGGAAGAAUUCAAUUAAUAAAUAAUUUGUAUGGCUCAAUGUUAAAGGAAGUAGCAACAUUUGAAAAUCAUAAUACUGUGAAUAAAAAAUCAUCUGAAGUCACACCUUAUGAUUAUUUUGAAAAUAUUGAAAGGUAUCAUGGGUUUAGUAAAGCUAUCAACAAAAUUUGGGUUAAUCAUGUUAAAAUUUUAUUAAGCUGCUAUCAGAAAUUAACUUCAAUUAUUCAUAACACAAAAAUGGCGCCAUAUAAAAAAGUCGAAGCCGCCGUUUCGAGUUUGUAA